CAGAGACACUGAGAGAGAGACAGAGAGACACAGCCAAAGACAGAGAGACACUGAGGGAGAUUCAGGGAGACAGUUGACCGCUGACAGACACAGUCUCUCGUCUUCUCUGUGGAGCAAUGUCUUCCAAAGAGAAUGUGCCCCCAGCUAGCAGCUCCACACCACAGUUUUUCACCCCUCUCGGGCUCGGCGGUCCUCAGCGUGUCCCGAAGAGCAGUUCUGAAGCCAGUGUCCGGACCGUGGCAGUGUCGGGUCCUGGGAGAGUCACGGCUGAACCUCCUGCCCAGGAGCCGUUCUCUCUCAAGGAUUUCGAGAUCGGACGGCCGCUGGGGAAGGGGAAGUUCGGGAACGUGUACCUGGCCCGGGACCGAGAGAUUAACUUCAUACUGGCCCUCAAGGUCAUUUUCAAGUCCCAGAUCGAGAAGGAGGCGAUGGAGCACCAGCUUCGCAGAGAGGUUGAGAUCCAGUCCCGUCUCAGGCACCCCAACAUCCUGCGCUUCUAUAACUACUUCCACGACCGCAAGCGCGUGUUUCUGAUGCUGGAGUACGCACCGCGGGGGGAGCUGUACAAGGAGCUGCAGCGCUGCCAACGCUUCGACGAGCAGCGCAGCGCCACGUAUAUAGAGGAGGUGUCAGAUGCCCUGCAGUAUUGCCACGAGCAGAAAGUGAUCCAUCGAGACAUCAAGCCAGAGAACCUGCUGCUGGGCUUCAGGGGGGAGCUCAAGAUAGCGGACUUCGGCUGGUCUGUGCACGCGCCCUCCAUGAGGCGUAAGACGAUGUGCGGGACUCUGGACUACCUCCCCCCUGAGAUGAUUGAAGGGAAGACCUACAAUGAGAAUGCAGACCUGUGGUGUGUGGGGGUGCUCUGCUACGAGUUCCUGGUGGGGAACCCCCCCUUCGAGACCGCCAGCCACAGCGAGACCUACACCCGGAUCACCAAGGUGGACAUGCAGUUCCCCAGCAUCAUCUCUCCCGGCGCGCGGGACCUCAUCUCCAGCCUCCUCAGGCACUGCCCCCCCAUGCGGCUGCCCCUGAAGAAAGUGCUGGAGCACACCUGGGUGAAAACCAACUCCCGCAGGGUGCUGCCCCCAGUGUACCACCCCAAGAGCUGAGCCCAGGCCAGCCACACGCGUGUUACAACCGCCCCCACACGCCAACUACUGCUGCUGCUGCUCGGGCGAAGGUGUGCCUUGGUCACAGU
Molecule: messenger RNA, 1198 nt
Organism: Polyodon spathula (Mississippi paddlefish)
Lineage: Eukaryota; Metazoa; Chordata; Actinopteri; Acipenseriformes; Polyodontidae
Product: aurora kinase B-like
Exons: 9
Coding region: 117-1109 (330 amino acids)
Biological process (GO): mitotic spindle organization; protein phosphorylation; regulation of cytokinesis
Cellular component (GO): spindle midzone; chromosome passenger complex; spindle pole centrosome
Molecular function (GO): ATP binding; protein kinase activity
Source: RefSeq, a predicted model, not a curated record